GCAGAGACAAGAACAAGAAGUGACUGGUUGGCGGUUGCUAACCACUUGUCUAACAAAGGCUAAGUAUGUUUCUCUCUCAUUUCUUCUUAAGCGAAUGUUGAUGCAGUUAACACUCAAAUGGUGGUCACAAACUCAAGCGAAAAUCAAAUGGAAAUGGACUCCAAUUAUGAUAGGAAAAGCGAGUUAAAAGCCUUUGAUGAUACAAAAGCCGGUGUGAAAGGACUUGUAGAUGCUGGGUUAACAAAGAUUCCUCGUAUAUUCAACAGCCAACAGUUUAUCUGCAAUCACAACUCAACAAGUAGAUCUGAUCAGCUCGAUAUUCCUGUCAUAGACCUUAAAGGUAACCUUGAAGAUUCAAGUUUAGACGCAAAGAUCAUCGACAAAGUUCGAAGCGCAUGCGAAAAGUGGGGUUUCUUUCGGCUGAUCAAUCAUGGAGUUCCUAAUAAUAUCUUGGAUGAGACACUCGAUGGAGUCCGGAGAUUUCACGAGCAAGGCACUGAAGCUAAGAAAGAAUUCUAUACACGCGAUUUCUCAAAAAAGGUGCUUUACAUGUCAAAUUUUGAUCUGUAUCAAGCAGGUGCGACCAAUUGGAGGGAUUCAUUUGUUACUUUCAUGGCUCCUGAUCCUCCCAGCCCUCAAGAAUUGCCUGAUGUGUGCAGAGACAUAGUGAUUGAAUACACAAACCAAGUAAUGAAAUUGGGAAAUACCCUAUUUCAGUUGCUAUCACAGGCUCUCGGGCUUAAUCCCUAUCACCUCAAGGACAUGGGUUGUGCCAAGGGCCUCUUAUUUUUAGGUCACUAUUAUCCACCAUGUCCUGAGCCAGAGUUAACCAUGGGCACUACCCAACAUACAGAUGGUAACUUUAUCACCAUACUUGUGCAAGACCAAAUAGAAGGUCUCCAAGUUCUUCAUCAGGAUCAAUGGGUGGAUGUGUCUCCCUUGCACGGAUCUCUAGUAGUAAAUAUCGGAGAUCUUCUUCAGCUCAUCUCCAAUGACAAGUUUAUUAGUGUUAAUCACAGAGUGCUAGCAAAGAAAGUUGGGCCAAGAAUUUCAGUGGCAUGUUUCUAUAGGCCACAAAUUCAGACAGGAAGUAGCUCAGAAAUUUAUGGACCAAUUAAGGAAUUGUUGUCAGAAGAAAAUCCUCCAAUUUACAGAGAAACAGAUGUAAAGGACUACAUGAGAAUCUACUUCUCCAAAGGUCUUGAUGGCACAUCUCCACUUGUACAUUUCAAGCUCUAAAACUUUAUUAGGGCGUUAGGCUUCUAAGAAUUUUAGGAACUUCGAACGAAGACUCCAAAUUUUGUGAAGCCUUGGUUGCGGUAAUAGAUGAUAAUUGAUAUGUUUUGCAAAUAAUUUGCAUAAUAAACAUGCCCAUAUUUAUGUUUUAA
Hevea brasiliensis (rubber tree) is the source of this 1388-nucleotide messenger RNA. Its product is annotated as 1-aminocyclopropane-1-carboxylate oxidase homolog 1. NCBI's taxonomy places the organism in Eukaryota, Viridiplantae, Streptophyta, Magnoliopsida, Malpighiales, Euphorbiaceae. The coding region runs from base 118 to 1239 and encodes 373 amino acids. The record is from RefSeq and is a predicted model, not a curated record. The transcript is spliced from 3 exons.